Messenger RNA from Amaranthus tricolor (Joseph's coat), 2904 nucleotides. RefSeq names its product proline-rich receptor-like protein kinase PERK8. The record is from RefSeq and is a predicted model, not a curated record. The transcript has 9 exons. Gene Ontology annotation, molecular function: protein kinase activity; ATP binding. NCBI's taxonomy places the organism in Eukaryota, Viridiplantae, Streptophyta, Magnoliopsida, Caryophyllales, Amaranthaceae. Gene Ontology annotation, biological process: protein phosphorylation. The coding region runs from base 483 to 2444 and encodes 653 amino acids.
CACAAACGGCAAAUUAAUUAUCAAUCAAAAGUCUUCUUCCGAGGGAACAAAGCACAAAACAUGGGUGAUGAUUUCAAAUUCAAUCAUCAUCAUCAUCAUCAUCAUCAUCCAGCUUAAUGCAUUCUUCCACCACCCAACUCGGGUAAUUAUACUAUAUACUUUGAUUCUGUAUAUCAAAUGCUAGUAUUGUAAUCCUAUCACAUUAUCUUAAUAUAUUCUAUAUUCUCUUUCUUAUACACUUAUGAAGUUGUACCCACGUUUUCUUGCACUAAUUUUGGCUUAAUCAUUUCAUCAUUUUCUUGUCUGUAUUACACUGCAUUUUCUCAACAUAGAAACUUUCCCCAUUACAAUCAAGAUAAAUUUUGGUAAUUUGUGGCAAUUUGGAUAAUCUUGGAGGGUUGUAAGGUUGGCUGAAUUUUAAUGAUUGUAUAAAAUUAGGUGCCUAAAUUUUUAGGGAAGAACUAAAAUCAACUCAUUAAAAGAUGGCUUCAUCCCCAAAUUCUCAACCUAAUGGUCCUCCAACUCCUCCAACUAUACUAAAUCCCAUCCUUCCGUCAGUACUACCGCCUGUCGAAUCGCCUCCCGAUACUAGUUCAUCCGUACCCCUGCCACCCAAUGAUCCUCCACCACCUCCCCAAGAAAGUCCUCCACCGGUACCUAAUCCACCAUCACCCUCACCCUCACCACCGACUUUACCGCCACCAACACCACGUGCACCACGCCAGCCACGUUCAUCUUCGCCACCAUCGCCUCCACCUUCCCGUGAUUUUCCUCCACCUUCAUCACCUCCACCUGCAUCUCCUCCUCCUGAACAACAAACGCCUAAACAAUCACCCCCGGUUGCUUCUCAACCCCCGUCUUCUCCAAGCCCUCCAUCUCCUCCAGCUCCUCGUGGUUCCACCCCGGCCCCUCCUCCAUUUACUACGUUUGCUCCUCCUCCGCCUGUGGACUCUUUGUCUCCUCCAGCACCACCAACAUCCACCCCCUCUACUCCAGUGCCACCUACAUCCACUCUUUCUCCUCCAGGAUCUUCAACGCCCACUGAUUCAACCCCAAGACCUCCUUCGAAAUCUGGAAGUACUGGCUCAAGUGUAACAGCAAAUCCUGGUUAUCAAUCACCAAGUGACAAUAGUGAAACAGUUAAGACAGGAAUAGCCAUUGGUGUUGUGGCCGGUGUUGUCAUAAUUGUUUUUGUGCUCGCCUGCAUAUGCUUGCGUAGGCGAAAGAAACGACACACUCGAUACAAUUCAGUGUAUAUGAUUCCUUCUACGUAUACCUCUUCUCCUACUCCAGGCACCUCUUUUAUAAACCCGAAGGAUGCUGGUGCCGGAGAGUUUGUAAAUUCAUCAUCAGAUAAUCCAGGAAUAGGCAAUUCAAAACCAUGGUUUUCAUACGAAGAGUUGAGUACAGCGUCAGAUGGUUUUUCUGCACAAAAUAUUUUGGGGGCUGGUGGGUUUGGCUGUGUGUACAAAGGCCUUUUGCAAGAUGGAAGAGAAGUAGCUAUAAAGAAGUUGAAAGAUAAUAGUGGACAAGGGGAUCGUGAAUUUAAAGCGGAGGUUGAGAUAAUCAGUCGUGUACACCAUCGUUAUCUGGUUUCGCUUGUGGGUUAUUGUAUUACCGAUUUGCAGAGAUUGCUUGUCUACGAGUUUGUUCCUAAUGGCACCCUUCAUUAUCACCUCCACAAUACUAAGAAAGCGCCCAUGCAAUGGAGCCUCAGAGUCAAAGUUGCCUGUGGUUCUGCUCGGGGAAUUGCUUACCUGCAUGAAGACUGUCAUCCACGGAUCAUUCAUCGGGAUAUUAAAUCAGCCAACAUUCUUAUAGAUAACAACUUCGAAGCUAAGGUAGCUGAUUUUGGGUUGGCAAAAAUAGCACAAGAACUGGAAUUAAAUACACAUGUAUCUACACGUGUCAUGGGAACGUUUGGCUACAUGGCACCGGAAUAUGCAUCAAGCGGCAAGUUGACUGAAAAAUCCGAUGUGUUCUCUUUCGGGGUGGUGCUUCUGGAGAUUAUAACAGGACGUAAGCCUGUAGAUGAAACCAGGCCACUAGGAGACGAGAGUUUAGUUGAAUGGGCUCGACCUUUGAUGACCGAGGCAUUGGACAACCAAAACUUUGAUGAGCUUGCUGACCCGAGAUUGCAAGGAAACUAUGAUAGAGGUGAGAUGUUCCGGAUGAUUGAAGCUGCUGCUGCUUGUGUACGACAUUCGGCUGGUAAGAGGCCGAGAAUGAGCCAGGUGGUGAGAGCAUUGGCGACAAUGAAUGAGCUAUCAGAUAUAUCGAAUGGUAUGAAACCGGGACAAAGUGGUAUCUAUGAUUCUAGAGAACAAUCAGCACAGAUUAGAAUGUUCCAAAGGAUGGCAUUCGGAAGCCAGGAGUUCAGCUCAGAAUAUCAAAAUAACACACAGAGUAGCUGGUCGAGUGACGGGAGAAGUGGACUAGUUUAAAUCGUAAAUAUGGGAUUGUUUCCGUUUUUUGGUUCAUCGUCUUGUGGAGAGGUAUAUUCGAUGCAUGCUAACAAGGAACGAUGAGUCCGUCCACUUGAACUCAAGGACAUAGGGAAAGCGAAAAAAUUGUUGAAAAUUGCAAGACUCCUAACUUGGUUCGGCUUGACAAGAGCUCAGUAAAGAUGUUUCCAUAAGUGUAAAGCAUCAAAUAUUUAUUUUGUCACGGCUAAGACAUGAUUUGGGGUUGUUUUAGGGUGUGCUAGCGAUUGUGAUUUCCCUUGCUUCCUCUUUGAUCUUCUCUUUCCUUGUUUCUUUUUCCUUUAUAGUCAUUGGCCAUUGAUUUUGUAUUGUGUAUUGAAUAAUUAUGUAUUGGUUUAGGCAAUGAAAAACAAAGAGUUAAAAAAAAAAAAAAAAAAAAAAAAAAAAAAAGAUUUUUAUACUAAUUGAUCCAUUGUUUAGA